Messenger RNA from Drosophila novamexicana, 594 nucleotides. RefSeq lists its product as uncharacterized. The record is from RefSeq and is a predicted model, not a curated record. The transcript is spliced from 2 exons. Bases 233 to 559 code for a protein of 108 amino acids. NCBI's taxonomy places the organism in Eukaryota, Metazoa, Arthropoda, Insecta, Diptera, Drosophilidae.
UUUUUUGUGGGGAAAUUUUCUCUUCAUUGUGUGUAGAUUCACACAUACAAAAGUGCUUUCGAAACAGCUGUUUAGCCUUAUGUAUGCAUAUUGCUGGCUGAGCCUUAUAAAAAUGCAACUGACAGUCGACCCAACAUCAGUGCAAAAGUGACAACACCACCACCUUUACCGGAGUCACUAUUACCAUGUAUUUUAAUUGUCUGCCCCCUCGAAUUCCAGUAAAUAACAAAAAAUGGCGGCGUCGAAAACAGCUACAUAUUUGAGUCCUACCUGGCCACGGAUGCUUCAGAAGCUUCUGAAGCGUUUCGGUCACGACGACACAGACGAGUGUUCUUGGUGCGGCCGAGGAAUCGUAGAGGACGCCGCCCACAUCAUCUUCGAGAAUGGACGUUUCUUAGCGAACAGAGAGGAACUAGAAGAAAGCAUGGGCAGACCUAUCACGGUGGACAACCUGGUCACGAGCAUGCUGGAGACCGCACGCAACAAGCACCUAUGCAGCAGCAGCAAUGGAGAACUCAGGAGAGUUGAGCGCAGAAAUCGGAGAACGGAGGAAGAUUAGGUAGCAAGAAUGCCUGGGAAGCAAUCAAUUAUACU